Molecule: messenger RNA, 3355 nt
Organism: Beta vulgaris subsp. vulgaris (sugar beet)
Lineage: Eukaryota; Viridiplantae; Streptophyta; Magnoliopsida; Caryophyllales; Amaranthaceae
Product: protein ENHANCED DISEASE RESISTANCE 2
Exons: 21
Coding region: 507-2756 (749 amino acids)
Molecular function (GO): lipid binding
Source: RefSeq, a predicted model, not a curated record
UGUUCCUUUAAUUUUCAGCAGCAAAAUUAAAUAAGUGCAAACAAACAAACAUAGAUCUUGCGUACCUCUUCUCUCGUGCUCCUUCCCUCCUUUCUCCCCCCCCCUCUCUCUCUCUCUUUCACGUCUUCUGCAAAAUUUUCAACCUCGAACUUCAUAACUUAAACCUUAUUUUGCAUCAAAUUGCUGCUUCAAAGAUUGAAUUUCCUAAAAUCUGUUCAAAUCUUUUCGAUUUUUGUUGUUGAUAAUUCUCUGUCCGAGUUUAUUCUGAAUUCAUCAGCAGAAUUUUGAAUUUCUGGUUAAAAAGAAUAAAAUCCGUUUCCACCGAAUCAUUUGAAUGCUGAUAAAUUGAGAUCAAUUCUUACUUUGAUAUGUUAAUUUAACAGCGAUCAAACGAAUUUUGAAGAUUUGAAAUAAUUUCGCCGAUUUUUGGUGGAAUUUUGUUAUUAUCGCUCUUUUUUUGGUUGAUUUUUUUAUUUUUUAUUUUAUUUUUUUGGUGGAAGUAAGUGAUGUCAUCAUCAACUAAGGUGGUGUAUGAAGGAUGGAUGGUGAGAAUUGGGAGGAGAAAAAUUGGUCGAUCUUUUAUUCACAUGAGAUAUUUUGUUCUUGAGCCUCGUCUUCUUGCUUAUUACAAGAGAAAACCCCAAGAUAAUCAGGUACCUGUCAAGACGCUUGUUAUUGAUGGCAAUUGUCGAGUGGAGGACCGAGGCUUGAAGACCCAUCAUGGACAUAUGGUUUAUGUCUUGUCUGUGUACAACAAGAAGGACAAAUAUCACCGGAUUACGUGUCCUUCACUUGUCACGCUGCUACAAAAAAAAUUAUGGAAAAGCUUAACUCGAUGUGUCUUCGUGAUAAAGAUGGCAGCGUUCAACAUCCAGGAAGCUUUAAUAUGGAAAGAGAAGAUCGAGCAAGUCAUUGACCAGCACCAAGAGUCACAAGUUGGUAAUGGAAACAAGUACUUAUCUUUUGAGUAUAAGGCGGGUUCUGAUUCCAUGAGAAAUGCUUCUUCCUCGGAUCGUGAAAGUCAACUUAGUGCCCAGGAAGACGAGGAGGAUGGUUCUAACUUAUUGAGGAGAACAACAAUUGGAAAUGGACCUCCAGAGGCUAUUUUGGACUGGACUCGUGAAAUAGACUCUGAUCUAUCUCAAAGUACUAAUAAUCAAGUAUUCUCUCGGAAGCAUUGGCGUCUUCUUCAAUGUCAAAAUGGGCUUCGUAUUUUUGAAGAGCUUUCUGAAGUUGAUUACCUUCCAAGGAGUUGUAGCAGAGCGAUGAGGGCUGUUGGAGUUGUUGAAGCUACUUGUGAAGAGAUAUUUGAGCUAAUAAUGAGUAUGGACGGGACAAGGUUUGAAUGGGAUUGCUCUUUCCAGCUUGGCAGUUUGGUUGAGGAGGUGGAUGGACAUACAGCUGUAAUAUAUCAGAGACUUCAACUUGACUGGUUUUCAUCGUUUGUAUGGCCCCGUGACCUCUGCUAUGUGCGUUAUUGGCGACGUAAUGAUGAUGGAAGUUAUGUUGUACUGUUCCGCUCUAGGGUGCAUGAGAAUUGUGGUCCUCAGCCAGGAUUUGUGCGAGCCCAUCUUGAAAGCGGUGGGUUCAAUAUCUCUCCUCUAAAACCAAGAAAUGGCAGACCCAGAUCGCAGGUGCAGCACCUUAUGCAGAUUGAUCUGAAAGGAUGGGGUGUGGGCUACCUCUCAUCAUUCCAGCAGCACUGCCUCCUUCAAGUAUUAAAUAGUGUUGCAGGGUUGCGUGAAUAUUUUGCUCAAACUGAUGAAAGGGUUGCUACUCCCAGAAUUCCAGUUAUGGUCAACAUGACCUCAGCAUCCAUGUCUUUAAGAAAGAACCAAAAAUUUCAGGAUCCAUCCAUUCAUCCUAGUUCUUCUGAUGAGAAUAUUGUUCCUAAUAGAAACUCUGUCAUGAUGGAUGAAGACUCUGACGAAGACGAGGAUUUUCAAAUACCUGAGGCAGACCAAGAGGUUUACUCUUCGACAGCUGAGGAUGAAGUCAAGAAAACAGCUGUUGAAGAAACGACAGAUCAGAUUGAUCUAAGCAUGUUCUCGGGAUCUUUACGACGAGACAACAAUGAAAACGCACGCAAUUGCUGGAGAAUAUCUGAUGGAAACAACUUCAAAGUUCGUAGUAAGAGUUACAGCCAUGACAGAUCCAAGGUUCCUGCAGGGAAACAUCUAAUGGAUCUUGUUGCAGUUGAUUGGUUCAAGGAUUCAAAGCGGAUGGACCAUGUUGCUAGACGUCAAGGCUGUGCAGCACAGGUUGCUGUGGAGAAAGGAUUAUUUUCUUUAGUUAUAAAUGUUCAAGUACCUGGUUCAACCCACUAUAGUAUGGUGUUUUAUUUCGUGACAACAAAAUUAAUACCUGGGUCACUUCUGCAACGUUUCGUGGAUGGCGAUGAUGAGUUUCGCAACAGUCGGUUAAAGCUCAUUCCUUCAGUUCCCAAGGGCUCUUGGAUUGUUCGUCAGAGUGUUGGAAGCACUCCAUGUUUAUUAGGGAAAGCAGUCGACUGUAACUACAUCCGUGGGCCUCAGUACUUAGAAGUUGAUGUUGAUAUUGGCUCAUCAACAGUAGCCAAUGGAGUUUUGGGCCUUGUGAUUGGGGUGAUUACGACAUUGGUGGUUGAUAUGGCUUUUCUUGUACAGGCAAAUUCUGAAGACGAGUUGCCAGAGAGGUUGAUCGGUGCCGUCCGUGCAUCUCAUAUCGAGUUGUCUUCUGCAAUUGUGCCGGAGUUGCCAGAUUCACCCAUUGAAUGAGUAACACCUCUGGCUGAUAUCAAUGUUGAUAUAUUCAUCUGGAAGACUAGCAUUCAUUCUUUGCUUGGCUGAUUUAUACCCAUAUGUAAAACAAUACCAAGAUUGACGUCACUUGGAUUUGCUGAAGAACCAACAUCUGGGAGCAGUUGUGUAUUGUACAUUUUGGAGCGACAUUACAGCAGAUGAGCUAAACUGAUUGACCUUAUACAUUCUUAAGGUGUAAAGUCUUGCCAUUUACUCAGCGUCUCAGCCCAGUCUCCAGGAAGUUCGAGGUUGUACAAGUUUAGUCAAUCUUUAAUUUAAGAACCGUAGAUCUGUUCUAUUUUUUAUUUUUAUUUUUCUGUAUUACUCAGCUGCAUAGAAUUUAGAAUACCACAUAAGAUCUUUAGUGGAUAGCCCCUCCCUCCAUUUUAUUUUCUUCUUUGGUUGCUAUUUUUAUAGUGUAAAAUGUCAAAGUACAUAACAUAGUUCUUUUGGUUGUAAACUUUGCUAGGAUAAUUGGUAGAUCUCGAGCAACCUGAGCUUGCUCUGAGCUAAACUUUCAUAUCCAAUAUUUUUGGAUUCUCAAGAAAAAAGGCCAUAUUUCUUGUGUUUGCUAA